Messenger RNA from Vanrija pseudolonga, 324 nucleotides. RefSeq lists its product as uncharacterized. Lineage: Eukaryota; Fungi; Basidiomycota; Tremellomycetes; Trichosporonales; Trichosporonaceae. Bases 1 to 324 code for a protein of 107 amino acids. The transcript is spliced from 2 exons. The record is from RefSeq and is a predicted model, not a curated record.
AUGACCCGCUUCGGUGAAUGCCGCUACUACCCCACUAUCUCCAGGUGGAUCCAGAGCAUGUGCGCAGAGGAGCCACAUCCUCAGUUCAUGUGUCGGACCUGCAUCCAAGACGAGAAGCCCUACUGCUGGGAGUUCAUCGACGUCACCGACAUCACCGACGACGGGUUCAUGAAUUUCCUCCGCCGUUUCGGAGAGGGGGAGGAAGUCGCUGCCGACUUGGUCUCCGCCUUAAGGGCCGUGCGCGAGUGGCAAGUUGGCGAGAUUGCGUUUGAAGAGUUCCAGCAGAUCUCCAACUAUGAGGCAUACCUCCGCGGCGCGUUUUGA